AUGGAACCAGAAAACCAAACAGCAGUCUCAGAAUUCUUCCUCCUAGGCCUCUCAGAAAAGCUCGAACAUCAGCCCCUCCUCUUCGGGCUGUUCCUGUCCAUGUACCUGGUCACCAUCAUGGGGAAUUUGCUCAUCAUCCUGGUCAUCAUCACGGCCUCUCCCCUCCGUACACCCAUGUACUUCUUCCUCGCCAACCUGUCCCUCAUUGACAUCUUCUUCUCCUCCACCACUGUCCCCAAGAUGUUAGUGAACAUGCAGACCCAGAGCAGGUCCAUCCCCUUCGCGGGAUGCCUGGUGCAGAUGUACGCAUUCCACCUGUUUGGCACCAUGGACAGCUUCCUCCUGGCUGUGAUGGCCAUUGACCGCUUUGUAGCGAUUGUCCACCCUCUGCACUACUCAGUUAUCAUGAGCCCCCGUGUGUGUGGGCUGCUGGUGGGGGGCCCGUGGGUGAUCACCAACCUUCAGUCCCUGGUGCAUACCUGCCUAAUGGCCCAGCUGAGCUUCUGUGCCAGCUCUGAGAUCCCCCACUUCUUCUGCGACCUCAUGCCCCUGCUGAAGCUCUCCUGCUCUGACACGCACAUCAACGAGUUGGUCAUCUUUGCUUUUGGUAUUGUCAUGGGCAUCAGCCCACUGACUUGUAUCCUUUUCUCCUACAUCUGCAUCUGCCGGGCAGUCUUUAAGAUCCCUUCUGCCCAGGGCAAAUGGAAAGCCUUCUCCACGUGCGGCUCCCACCUCACCGUGGUGUCACUAUUCUAUGGGACCAUCUUCGCUGCGUACCUGCAGCCUGCAGCACCUACCUCCUCACAGAAAGACAAGGCAGCGGCCCUGAUGUGUGGGGUGGUUAUCCCCAUGCUGAACCCUUUUAUCUACAGCCUAAGGAAUAAGAACAUGAAGGUAGCUCUGAGGAAGCUCAUAGACAAAGCAGCCUCCCCCGAGUCCUAG
This is a messenger RNA of Orycteropus afer afer, 942 nucleotides long. RefSeq names its product olfactory receptor 1I1. Gene Ontology annotation, biological process: G protein-coupled receptor signaling pathway. The record is from RefSeq and is a predicted model, not a curated record. The transcript has a single exon. The coding region runs from base 1 to 942 and encodes 313 amino acids. Gene Ontology annotation, molecular function: olfactory receptor activity; G protein-coupled receptor activity. NCBI's taxonomy places the organism in Eukaryota, Metazoa, Chordata, Mammalia, Tubulidentata, Orycteropodidae. Gene Ontology annotation, cellular component: membrane.